UAAGUAAAAUGAAUCAUUUUUGUCCUUCAUGCUCUUGGAUAUACUCUUCCUUUUUGGUAACUGGACUCUGAUUCUCAUAAAAAUGGAGAAAGCUGUUGAAAUAUUAGAUGAGAUGUCACUGGCAGGCAUAAGUCCAAAUGAGCAUACAUACACAACCAUCAUGCAUGGUUAUGCAUCAUUGGGUGACACUGGAAAAGCUUUUGAGUAUUUUACUAAACUAAAAACUGAGGGCUUGGAGCUUGAUGUGUACACAUAUGAGGCAUUACUUAAGGCAUGUUGCAAGUCAGGCAGGAUGCAGAGUGCUUUAGCAGUCACAAGGGAAAUGAGUUCUCAAAAGAUUCCAAGAAACACCUUUGUCUACAACAUAUUAAUUGAUGGAUGGGCUCGUAGAGGUGAUGUUUGGGAGGCUGCAGAGCUCAUGCAACAAAUGAAACAAGAAGGGGUACAGCCUGAUAUACAUACAUACACAUCUUUCAUAAAUGCUUGUUGCAAGGCUGGAGACAUGCAGAGAGCAACAAAAACAAUUCAAGAGAUGGAAGUUGUUGGAGUGAAGCCAAAUAUUAAAACCUACACGACAUUAAUACAUGGCUGGGCCCGUGCAUCUCUUCCAGAGAAGGCUUUGAAAUGCUUCCAGGAGAUGAAGUCAGCAGGUUUGAAGCCAGACAAAGCAGUAUACCAUUGCUUGAUGACAUCAUUGCUGUCAAGAGCAAGUGUUGCAGAAGAGUACAUAUAUUCUGGAGUUGUGGGUAUUUGCAGGGAGAUGAUAGAGUGUGAGUUGACUGUUGAUAUGGGCACCGCUGUUCACUGGUCCAAGUGUUUACGGAAGAUUGAGAGGACUGGUGGAGAACUUACAGAAGCCUUGCAGAAGACCUUCCCUCCUGACUGGAACUCAUACAAUAUUCAUGUGAAUUCUGAUGAUGAACUGGAUGUUGAUGAUGCAUACUCUGGUGGUGAGACAGAUAUUGAUGAUGAUGAUGACGACGAUGAUGAUGAUCCUGGCCUUAGCUUAUGGUGAUCAUUCAUGUACUCUUCAUUCGCCUGUAUAGCAUCCCUUUCUUUGGUGCCACUCAGUAUUGGGUGCCUCUGCAAGCCUACUUUUGAAAGUCUGCAAGUUGCUGAGCUUCCAAUUUUCGGCCAGCUUAAAAUGACCUUUCGAUUAAUACCUGCCAUUACCAUGAGUAAGAGUGCUGCUCUUUGUGGAAGAUAAUUUGGCUACAAUGUAACUUGGAAUACUGAUACACAACUUCAAAAUUCAUCCUCGUAAACAAACAAUACUAACAUCGUUAGAGGUUCACUGAACUCAAAACAUGGAAAUGUGUUAUGGAAUAAACUUUUUUAUUUGAGCCAUCUCAGUAUGAAAACUGAUUCCAGAGACAUCAUUUAAAUCCAGAUUUAGGACCUUGGUGGGAUCUUCUAGA
Messenger RNA from Vitis riparia (riverbank grape), 1418 nucleotides. RefSeq names its product pentatricopeptide repeat-containing protein At5g04810, chloroplastic-like. The coding region runs from base 29 to 1015 and encodes 328 amino acids. NCBI's taxonomy places the organism in Eukaryota, Viridiplantae, Streptophyta, Magnoliopsida, Vitales, Vitaceae. The record is from RefSeq and is a predicted model, not a curated record. Gene Ontology annotation, molecular function: protein binding. The transcript has 4 exons.